AUGGCUGUUAUUCCUCAAGGAAAGUUCACCACCGGUGUCGUUGAGAUGUUCGACGGCACCACUGAUGGGGGUGAAGCAUACCUUGACACCGCAAGCGGCGAAACCAACCUCAAGCCCAAGAAAGUCCACCACGUUACAGUAUACGACAUUAGAACACAGGAGCCGGCGCCACAAAUCAACGAAGAUGGUUACGAGGUCCUGGCCUACCCAACUGCUCUCACCGAAGAGGAAUUCAUGACCUAUCGCACGCCAGAGGGAAAGCAGAUGAUCAAGGACCGCUACUGGCCAGAGCUGCAAGAGCUGAUCCUGCAAAAGACUGGGGCAACCGAGGCCAUCCCUUGGCACUUCAGUCUGCGCAACCAGACUCCCGGGUAUCACCCGGAUCAAAUCUUUUUCAUGAAGACUGGAAUUUCCCAGCCAGCAUCUACGGUGCAUAUCGACAACGACCACACCACUGCCAUUGAUCACAUGAACCGUGAACUGGGAGAAGAGAAGGCCAAGGAGCUUAUUGCCGCACACAAGCGCUGGGCUAUCAUCAAUGUAUGGCGACCAGUCGGGAUCCCCGUCCAGUCCUGGCCCUUGCUUGUUGUCGAUCGACGCAAUGUCCCAAACUGGAACUACCCGGAGAACACUGCCCGAGUUUACCGGACCAACGAUCCGAAGUACUACAAAGCCCACGACAACUUCCUCAAAUUCCAUCCUGAUUACAUCUACCGCUACGCAGAUCGCCUUACACCGGAGGAGGUUAUCAUGUUCAAGGAUUAUGAUUCUCGCACCGAUCGCGUUAGAGGCACUCCCCACGGAGGCUUCCAGGACGACAAUAGCGCUGCUGAUGCUCCGCCGCGCCGGUCCAUUGAGGUCCGCCUCUUCGUUUUCUUCGAUGAUGAAGAAUAG
Molecule: messenger RNA, 894 nt
Organism: Talaromyces rugulosus
Lineage: Eukaryota; Fungi; Ascomycota; Eurotiomycetes; Eurotiales; Trichocomaceae
Exons: 1
Coding region: 1-894 (297 amino acids)
Molecular function (GO): oxidoreductase activity
Source: RefSeq, a predicted model, not a curated record